CAUGUCUAUUUUGAACCCUGAUGUAACAUCGGACAGGUAGCAAAACUUUCUCGCCGUUAAACUUAGCGAUGACUUAGAAUUGGAGAAGAUUUAUUUGCAUCUUUGUGUGGUCAUUUUGAGAUGUGUUUAGUCUUGGGAGGAUGAUGAUGUUUUAGGAGUUGGGAUACCUUGCUGAAAGUCCGAGGAAGUUUUCCACAUCAGGAUUACGUUUGGUACUUAUGGAUCGGACUUGAUCAUUCAAGUUUAGUUUCAGGUGGGCACGAUUGAUUUUGUGGUUGAGCGCUUGUGUCAGCGUAAGACUGUUGUUGAAAGUGAAAAUAAGGAAGAAAUACUGUGUUGUUGAAAGUUGUACAGCACUGAAACUAUUGUUUUUCAAAAAAGGAUGUUGACCUGAAAUUUCAAGAUGGCUGCCUCCUAGCAGACGGCAAAGGCUUGUUAGGCGAUCACUACACAACUGGAGGUGUGGUCGUCUGGCAACAGGCGGAGAUUGUGAUUGGACAUCGGGAGUAGCUAACAUCCAGUGUUAGCCAAUCAUGUCGCUGCGUUGGGACACUACAGUGUGUGCGGUGUGUGGGCAGUUUCACGAGCCUCAUGGAACUCAUCUUUAUGACUACUACCAGGCGGUGGACGAAGAUUUGAUGUGUCACAUCUGCCUUCAGCCGCUCGUCAACCCCUUGGAUACCAAAUGUGGACAUACAUACUGUUCUCGGUGCUUGAAAAAUUACCUCAAAAUUCAGAAACAGUGCCCUGUGGAUCGUUUACCCUUAACGCUCAAAGACUGCUCACCGUCCAGUAUUCUUGUAAAAAGAUUGCUGGACAAGUUGCUGAUCGUGUGUCCUAAUGUUGAUUAUUGUGAAGACGUGUUGCAGCGCUCCGAUCUUGAAGCUCACCUCCUCCACAGAUGUCGAGGUGCGGUGACGCGGUGUAUCAAGGCCAGUCUUGGGUGCACGUUUCAGGGUCCACGCAGUGCCUUACAGAGCCACCUGUGGGAAUGUCCCUACAAGGACCAACAUGCAGGUCAGAACCCAGUGGUGGAGGGAGAGGUGUCCACCAUCGAGAUCCAGAUGGACACGCACAAUGCCUCCCCCGGCAAACACAGCCAGGACCUGGGGAUCAGCGUCGUCGGGGGAUGUGAUACGCCGCUGGUAUGCACGGUGAUACAGGAAGUCAUCAAGGGGGCAGUGGUGGACAAAGAUAGCCGACUGUUGCCAGGCGACCAGAUUCUGGAGGUGAACGGGGAGGACCUGACACAGGCCACACACCUGCAGGCGGUGCGAGCGUUGAGCGAGUGCUUCCCCCUGUGUCGACUGACGGUGUACCGGGAGAGGGCGGAGGAGAGCAGGCCCAUCGAGAAGGAGGAAAUACUGAAGAUCACUUUGGUUAAGGUUCAGACGAAGCAGCUUGGUAUUCGUCUGGUCGGAAAACGGAAUGGCCCUGGAGUGUACAUUCUGAAUUUGAUCCCGGGCAGUACAGCAGCGUAUGAUGGCCGCCUGAAGCCGGAUGACCGUCUGCUGGAGAUCAACUGCCAGGACAUCUCAUACGGCACACAGGAACAGGCUGCCCAUCUCAUACAAACUAGUCAAGAUAGAGUGCAGUUUGUGGUGUCUCGGAAGAGUCGUCCACAGACUCCGGAUCUGAUCCGAUCUACCUCAAGCGACACUGCCAAGUGUGGUGCUACCUUCGACUGUGAUAGCAUGGAGAACCCCAUGAAGGCCCAGUGCAAGGAACGCAUGAUCAGCCUUGCCAAGGACCCCUCUGAGAGCCUUGGCGUGAGUGUAGCGGGUGGUUUGUCCAGUUUCCGUGGCGACACGCCAGUCUACGUUACAAACAUCAAUCACAAGGGAUGCCUGGGACGCAGUCGGCAGCUCAAGAAAGGUGACCUGCUCCUGUCUAUCGGCGGCAUCAACCUGCUGGGGCUGACCCACAGCGAGGCGGUCAAACAGCUCAAGGUCCAGUCCGAGACCAAGCUGCUGAUGAUGAAAGUGAUCGAGGGGCCGGAGGAUGCGGAGGAGGGGACACACAACUUCGUCCCCAACUGGUUGUUCUGGCUCCGGCUUCCUAGAGCGUGCCAGCUGCUCAAGACGAUUACGUUAUUGCGCAGUCCGUCAGGGAGCCUGGGUUUCUCCAUCGUGGGUGGCUGUGACAGCAGCCACGGACAGAUGCCCAUCUUUGUCAAGUCAAUCGUCCCUGAGACCUCUGCAGCCAAGGAUGGGAGGUUAAAAUGUGGUGAUAUGAUCAUGAGUGUCAACGAACACAGCUUACAGAAUAUACAACAUGCCAAGGCCGUUGAAAUCCUCAAGCUGAUAGAUGGCGCUGUGACGCUCACAGUCGUGUCAUGGCCUGGAACUCUUGCUUGAUGAACAAGAAAUAAUUGUGACUCUGUUUGGUGCUGUUUGUGCUUGAUGCACACUGUGAUCUAGGGAGGCCAGUUUCAGAGGAAUAACACACGACUUGAUUCAGGAGAAUAGUAUGUGGCCAGUUUUUAAAAAAAUAAUCCGUGACUUGUUUCAGGAGAAUAGGAUAUUGCCAGUUUCAGAGGAAUAACUCACAACUUGUUUCAGGAGAAUAGGAUAUUGCCAGUUUCAGAGGAAUAACAUGACAAGUGUCGGAGGAGGAAGUCAUGACUGCUGGUUGUUUCCAGAAAUUAUGAUGUAUUACAUGUUCAAGGAGUAUAACAUUACUAGAUCCAGAUGAAAAAGACAGGUCUUUUGCAGAAGGACAUUAGUUGCAAGAGAAGAACAGAAUAAUGUAUAGAUUUUUCCCAAAGUGACAUAGCUUUCAACAAUUCUAAAAAUUUAUUUUGAUUCUCAACCCUUUUACAGUGAAUAAAGAUAUUGUAUUUCAGCGGCUAAAGUCUGCAAGUUUUGAAAUAAAAAGGUAUUUAAAGUACUUAUGAGGAAAUCAGUUAGAAUUGGGGAAACCGUUUUUCAGAACGUGCCACAGAUUCUCUCAAAGAAGAUACAGAAAUAUGUGUUGCUAUGACAGUACUGUUUGGUUUGAAAACAAAGGGUGGUCAGAGACUUGCUUGACUUCUGUGCCAAUUCAAAUGUUUGAAGAAAAAACUGGUCAGUGUCAGACAAAUAGAAUACUUGACCUUGAGUAACCUCAAGAUGUUGAGGCAUGUUGCUUUCUGAACAACUCAUCAUUAUGUCCAAAGCAUGGAAUGAAGGCUGUGUGAAAAGCACUAAAACUAAAUCUGCUGUUCCAAGACACAUGUGGUGCCGGGAUUCGAGAUUUUACAUGUAUGCCGCGCCAGUGAUUUUUAUUUGCAAAUGACCCUCACGAGCCACUUUCGAAGUCGUGAACAUUCACAGACAGUUGAUGAUCAGAUUCACACUACUGAAUUCCAGUCGUCGUGUGAAUGAUUCAAUGAUUCAGCUCAAACUAGAUCACAGACUUGUCGGGAGUUUUAGAAAAAUAAGAUUUGCCCAAAAUGUGAAGUUUUGUGUCAUCCAGAAGACUCCCUGGGAGUUUUUACUACACUGAGGACGUUUUUUUAUAAAUGUUUUCGUUUUCUGUUUAUUAACCUUCGGCCUUUAUGGCUCAAAUGUCGUCUUCUGUUUUUACUUUUUAGCAACGAUACACAAACAACCUCAUGUUAUAUCAAGUUAUGAAUGAGGCAAUAUGAUAUUGUCAGCACAUUUUAUGAUGGACAAUUUAGUUGCAUUUGAUUUCAAAUAAUUCAAAAGCGCUUUUUCAAAAACAAAACAUCAAAUUUCAGUUGUUUUUUUAUUUGAGGAUGACCUUUUGAAUGUGCCAUAUACCUAAAUGAAUUUAUUACUUCAAUUGUGUCAUUGUGGAAUGUCAGUUAUGAUUUAUUCAGAAUUUGUUUUUAUUAAUGGUCAAGUUGAAUUUUUAGCUCAUCUGACUGAAAGUCAAGUGACCUCAUGUUGUGGAGCAUGGUCCGUUCAUCGGUCUGCCUGUUAUUAAUGUUUAGAGCUUCAACUUUUCCGGGGGCGGUGGGGUAGCCUGGUGUUUGAAGCGUUGACUCGUCACGCCGAAGACCCGGGUUCGAUUCCCCACAUGGGUACAAUGUGUGAAGCCCAUUUUCCGGUGUCCCCCGCCGUGAUAUUGCUGGAAUACUGAUAAAAGCGGCGUAAAACCGUACUCACUCACUCACUCACUCAUUUAACAUCUCUGAAACCACAAGGCCGAAGAAGCUGAGACCUCAUGUUGCCUCACAGAACAUAAAUACAAUUUUAAACAUGGCCACCAUGGCAUCCAUAUUGAAUAUGUCAUUUAUGCCUAUUACUCAGCAUAUAUCAUUCUGAAAUUCUAUAUACAGUAACUGUGUGAUCUGUGUAAUGAUAUAAAAUAUGCUCUAUAGCAUAUUUUGAUUUUUUUUGUUUUAUCCAGCUACGACAUUUGACCCAAGUUUUUUAAGAUUUAUUGCAGUUUCAAGAUAUCCUCUGAAACCACACUCAGGUGUCCCCACUGUGUUAUUGCUUGAAUUUUGUUAAAAGCGGCGAAAAAACAUACUCACUCACUGAAACUACAAGUUCUAUGAAGCUGAAAUUUUGUUGCAAUGAUGCCAGCAAUGGUGUUCCUAAAUUUCCUGAUCUCUUUUUCAACAUGGCUGCCAUGGCAGCCAUAUUGAAAAGUCCAUUUUUCCCUUUACUCGGCCAUUAAUGCAUGCAUCAUGUUGAUAUGUCAUCUGCAGCAAGUACCAACUAAAAGCACAUUUGAUACUUUCUGUGUAAUGGGAUAUUUGACACAGGUUUGUUUAACCUUUGAUGGUCUACCACUGUGGCUUCCAAAGGCGCCAUGACAGUCAUGAUGAACAUGAAGUUUGGCCCUCUACAUGGCCGGAUAUACAAGCAUCAACAUGGAAUAAUAAACAUGCAAUGCUGUGAGGAAAUCUUGUGUGCAGAAACAUUUGUGAAUUCUUUACCGUCACAGUCAGCUGGAGAUGUAUACUCCCCAGGAAGCUGAGAUGAAAAUUCAGUGGUCACUAAUCCAUUGUCUUGGGUAAUAAUGUCGCGCCCCGAGCAUUCACUUGGUGAAAUUUGGCACAUUAUAAAUGGUCAUUAUUAUAAUUAUUAUUAUUAUUAUUAUUAUUAUUAUUAUUAUUACUACUACUCUGUUAGACAUUUCUGAUCUAAUGCAAUUCAAAUUGGUGUUAAACCAAACUAGCUUACAUCUGAUCUACCAAAAUAUUCGGGGAAAAGAAUCAGGUGAGCUGCAGAACCUUUUUUUUAAUGAAAUUGACAAGUAAGUGUUAUGAGUUGUUUUAAAAUCGUGUUGUGAAUAUCUGGACAAUUGUUUUUUUGUUUUUUUAAAGUUCACAUUUUUUCACCUGAUAAUAAAACCACAUUUGAAUAAACAGGACAAGAAGGAGUAUUUUAUGAACAAGCAAAUUCUGAGUACUUUAUAUAUACAUAUAUAUAUAUUUGAUUGUGAUAUAUUCAUGAUAGAUUGCAAUAGAAAUGUUCAUCCCUUUAUUCUAAUGCUAGAUGUGUGUGUUAACAGGUGAGCUUUUCUACUCCCGAGAGGGCAUUGGUUGAAUUCUGAAAGAAUGUGAAUGGUGGACAUGUGACUUUGUGGAAUCAUGGUGUGUCAAUUCGGACAGUGUUUUUUGUCAAAUCAAAUUAUACAAGAAUAGUGGUUUGUGUGAAACAACUGGUUUUAGACGGAAGGAAUUAACUGUUGAAUGGAUGGUAGGAUCAGUUUUGAUGGACUUUGACUUUACUCGUGUAUGGUUAAAUGACAAGUGUUGAACGAAAAUCCUUGAUUUUGUUUUGUUUUGAAGGAAAGUAUUUUGAACAAAGGUUAGUCUGUUAAGGAAUAACAUUGCAAAUAAUAAGUAACAGUUUAUGAUAAAAUAAAAUUUAUAUUUAAAGUUCUAAAUUGUGAAUGUUUUCAUUGAAUAAAACAUGCUUUUGUUCAAUUUGUUUUCUUAUGGAAUUUAAAAAAAAUAUCAUUGUUGAUGUUAUUGGUAGAACUAAAUUAGUAGCUUACUAAAUUCACACUUUCAAUGUUUUGCAAAACAUUGAUAUGGAUUCAACCUACAGUAUUAAAACUUAUUUGUUAUGUUGAUUUUUUUAUAUAUGAACGUUUCGUCUUAUGAUUGUUGUAGUCAAUGUUUUAUUUAUGUUUUUAAUUAACUUUAAGACGUAAAAAAGAUCUCCCCUCCCAGUGUACAAGAAAUGUGAGAAUGUAUAUGUAUUUACGAAUGUAUAUUGCAAAUAUUUCUACUUGUGAAUGUGCGUCAGUCAUUGUAAAAUUGUACAUAGACAUCGUCAAUUGCCAUGUCAGUUCUGUUCACUCAUAAGAGGCCUUUUUUCAUUCCUAGAUGCCUAACAUCACAUGCUGUGUGCUAUGGUAGUGCUUUAUUAUAUACUACUCAAAAAAACUUAAGGAACUCUGAUUCUUUCAUAUAAAUAUAGUGAUAUGAAAGAAUCUUGUGGUCCUGUUAUUGAGUGUAGGAAAGGGUGAUCCAACUUUAAUGACAGAUGUUUUUUGAAUGUCAGAUUUUCCAAAUAAACAAAAACAUCAGUUUGUAAUUAAAAAGUAAACAAAUGUUACUUAUUAGAUCGUGACUGCAGAUAGUCAAACCAUCAUCUUUCGUUUUCGUUGUCACCCUCCUGUCACCUUGGGUCGUAUAUUUCACAUUUCCCUGUAUAUUUUGUUUAUGCAAUUUAUUCCUGGUCAGCUAGCAUUGAAGCUACAGUUAUUGUUUGCUCAGAAAUCAUGCAAGUAUCCCAUUCAGGUGUUUUUCCAUUAUUUUUCAGAGCAAUUGCAUUUACAGCAACGUUUUGUAUAGUAGCUACGAUUGCAAUAUAUGUGUUCGCAUCACUUUGACAGGCACCUGUCAUUGAAAUGUACAAAGUUCAUCAUUGUUAUUUUAUACCGUUUCCUAUCGUGUAUCAUAACCAGGAUGUUGUUACACACCAUCUUCGUCACUUUUACGUUCAUGCAAAACAUUGUAACAAGACCAGCAUCAUUUAAUUGUCAUCAUCUCGGUGUGUUUAGAGUCGGUCGAAUCUCAUCACUGCAAGUCUGAUAAUCGAGAUGAUUGAGAUGAUUGAGAUGAUUGAGAUAAUCGAAAUGAUUGAGCAUCGCCAGUAACCAAUCACCACCAGCAAUUGGUUAUUUGUUUGUUGGAUCAUGGUACCAGUUUUCUCAAGAACACAGUUUGGGUGGUUUAUAAGAUUCGUAUGAUGUUGUUUAGCCUCAAAACUCAAGUGAAAAACAACAACCUCCUCACACAGUAAAAUUGUAUCUUUUAAUCUAAUAAUGAUAACUCUACAGAAAGAUCUGAUAUACUCUCCAUGUUGAAGGUGAGGUGAGGUUAGGUGAGGUGAGGUGGUUGGACUGUAAAUGCAUUAAUGCAUGGCUUCACUGAAUGCAUGGUAUUAUUAAAUAAUACAUGUUUAUCAUAUAUACAUAUAUAUAAGUACAUAUAUACAAGUUAUUAAUUUCAGUCAGAAGUUGUAAAAUAGAAUAAAAUAAUAUUCCUGAAAAGGUAUGAGUAGUUAAUGUAAAUAUCCAAAUGACGUACAGGUUACGCCUGUAAGCAAUAAUUAGUGCUAUUAUGAAGUCUUUGUAAGUGUAAAUACUGGAUUACCAUAGAAAUAGGUUAGGUAGUUUUCCGCAAUUCACAAGAAAAAGAAUUUUUUUAUGUCAUUCAGCAGAUGUUAUAAUGAGAAAAGGGUUUCAGAAAAACUGUUCACAGGAUGUCCAUCUCCAUAUUGGGGAUGAUUGAAGAAGCCCUCAUAUCUGAGGUGUCAUGGUCAGCAUAACACAUCUGCUUCCUAAGCUGCUACAAACUGUUGUGCAUUUCAUCCUCAGCUUCAUCCUCAGAUAUUACAAAUUUGUCAGCGUGCAAGAGUGUCUUCAGUUUGCUAUUUCUCAUGUUCGGAUUUAUUUUAUAUCAGGAUGCAUCACAUUUUUUAAUAAAACAAAUAUACCGAUCUUCCUUCCGCAUGUUCAAUGCAGUUUACAGAGAAACCUCAAAGUCCAAGAGACCAUCGAAAUGUUUCAUUAUCUGUACUUUGAGUCAGGAGGAGGGAUGCAGAGUGCUGAUGUGCAAUAACUAAAAAACGAUAUUUUGUACUUUCACUGUUAUGCUAUGAACUGUUGUCAGACUUUUUUCCCCCAGUAUAUCUACACAUAAAUAGUCAAAAAAAAGUAAGCGUUUCAGCCCAUGAAAUCGGGUUAAUUAAAUAUGCAGCGAUUUGCAGGACUCUAUUCAACAUAUUAUGCUCCCUGAUCCAGCCUUACCAACUUCAGCAUCAAUCUGUAAGCAUCCCGUUCUAAGGUUGAAAAUUUACAUGACAUAUUUUGUGUCUGUAUUUUACAGAUAUAUUACAGAAAACAGAGCAGGGUGGGAGUAUAAAUUUGCCUCGUAACUUUUAUAAGAAAUGUUUGAGUUUUAUUGAUGUUGGAACAAGAGUUUUCACUACUGCUCAAUCUCCGAAACCAAAUUAACUUUUUGUUUAUGGAUAUAAAUGUUUCCCCUUUUGUCAAUUUUGUAAACACACCACAAAUAUGGUAUGUCUUUAAAACUCUGAUUUUCAGGUGCAGAUAACGACUGGUUUAUUUAUUGUGAAGCUCAAUAAUUCUGCAAAUGAUUCAUAAAACACUGACAAAACUAUGAUGAAACCUAAAGCAAUAGAAUUUGUCUCAAGAAAAGCAGAAAUGUAGCAGUCUGAUUUUGUUUUGAUAUUUCAAUUUAGAUUUUACAAACUCAAAUAUGUACUGGCAGAUUAUAUUGUCAGCUUUUGCAUUUAGAGGUUGAAUAUUGUUUAAGUGGAUGGUUGAGGAUUUCUGAAAAGAGUACCAUCUUGCUCAAGGUUUCUUCAAAACCAUUUUAAAGACAUGAUAUGAAAUGUCAGUAUUUCUCUUGCAUGAAUUUGAUAGCAUUAUGUCUGAAAGCAGGGUUGAUAUGCCUAACGCAGUGACAUAAAUAUAUUUACAGGUAAUCAACGAGCAAUAAAAACAAAUCCUGUCUUCAGGACAAUUUAGAGUUCAAUAAUAAUACUUUCACAAUACGGAAAAUCCUAGUCUUAUUGACAUUUGCUAGGACUUCUCAGAGCAAGGCAUUUGGUGUUUUUUUCUUUUAAGAAGACACACAAGAACAUUUUUACAAUAAGUUUUAAAACUUAAAUGUAUCAUGAAGUUAAUCUUCUGGUUGUCUACCCAGUCUGCUGUGAGCUGGUCUCUGGCAAUGGAAAAACUUCUUCUUCCUUAUCUAUGGCAGGGGAGGCAACUCCUUCUUCCUAAUCUAUGGCAAGGGAGGCAACUCUUCCCUAUCCUGUUGUACAUACUAUGAAUGUUUCUGAGUGUUAAGGGAUGUGACCGUGUUAGUGUCAGGAGCGUCACCUAUGACUGACUGUAUGUGAAAUGUGAAAUUUUACACAAAAUAAAAUGUUCAAAACUA
Haliotis rufescens (red abalone) is the source of this 9382-nucleotide messenger RNA. Its product is annotated as ligand of Numb protein X 2-like. Lineage: Eukaryota; Metazoa; Mollusca; Gastropoda; Lepetellida; Haliotidae. Gene Ontology annotation, molecular function: zinc ion binding; protein binding. The record is from RefSeq and is a predicted model, not a curated record. Bases 534 to 2357 code for a protein of 607 amino acids. The transcript is spliced from 15 exons.